Molecule: messenger RNA, 591 nt
Organism: Gossypium arboreum
Lineage: Eukaryota; Viridiplantae; Streptophyta; Magnoliopsida; Malvales; Malvaceae
Exons: 2
Coding region: 1-591 (196 amino acids)
Source: RefSeq, a predicted model, not a curated record
AUGACGUCUAAAGCCCAGACCACUUCGGUUGCUAGUGUCGGCAGUAUACAGCCAAAUAGGCAGGAAUGUCUACAAUGUGGGAGACGCCACUUGGGCGAAUGCCGAGUAAAUGAGAGGGGAUGUUUUAAGGGUUGUUCGUUAGACCACUUUAUCCGAGAUUGUCCCGAAAUAAAUGACAAAGAGAAAAAUCAAGAGGUGAGGGCGAGUAAUGCUCCUUUGAGGGGCAGACCCCAAAGAAAUACGGGCAGUGGAGCUAAUAGUAGAGGCAGGACUAGAGAUGCAGUGGUGAGGUCCGAGGGCAGAGCGCCUACGAGGACUUAUGCUAUCUGUGCCUGUGAGGAGGCAAAAUCUCUUGAUGUGAUUAUGGAGCAUUUGAGAACUGUGUUGCAAAUCUUGAGGGAUAAGCAACUUUAUGCCAAGUUUAGUAAGAGCGAGUUUUGGCUCAAGAUGGUUGAGUUUCUAGGACAUAUAGUGUCGGGUGAUGGAAUCCGAGUUGAUCCAAAUAAGAUCUCCGCCAUUGUGGAGUGGAAACCACCGAGGAAUGUGACAGAGGUUCGCAGUUUUCUGAGGCUAGCGGAAUACUAUAGAUGA